AUGGAAAUCUCACUCUCUCUCUUUCUCCUGUCUCUCUUUCUUCUGUGUCUCUCUGAAUUGUAUGACACGGUACAAGCAAGCACCUCCGAGGCCUGCUGCCAGCGCUGCAGCGCUGACGCCCGCUGCAGCGCUUGGACCUGGCACACAAGCUCGUUGAACUGCUCGCUCACCGCCCAUGUCAACCGAGCUCCCGUUGCGGGUACCAUAUCCGCCUACCGCAACGGCGCAGCCUGCACGCCCGUGCCGCCAAUCCCUGCCCCAUCCCCCAAUGUCUCCCUUCCCAACAUUGUUCUCAUCCUGACCGAUGACCAGGAUGUACUGCUUGGUGGCUGGACCCCCAUGCACAAGGCUCAACGCCUCUUGGCUGAACAAGGCACCACCGUCACCGACUGGAUGGUCCACACGCCUGUUUGGUCAAAGUUCCCGACAUGUCAGUCCUGCGUCUUGCCCAUUAACCUGCUCCCGGCUACCCCGACCUUGUCACGGCUUGUCAACUUUCUGAUACCCACCACCUCACAAACGCUGCAUCCUUUUGCGGCGCUGGGCUCUGGCAACCGUCUAGAAAUGACCCAAGCUGUAUGCAUGCCAACACGGCAAGCAGUGGACCGUUCAACAGCUGGUUGUUUGCGCCUCACCUACGCAACCAAGGCUACCAUGUUGGCAUAUUUGGGUGCGAUCACAUUCAACAAUGGAACUUAUGCCAACUACAGCACUAGUGUGAUUGGCAAUGUGUCCCUGCAGUGGAUCGAGAGCAAGGCCCGCGCCAAUCAGCCGUUCAUGGCCUACAUUGCUCCCAAGGCGCCCCACAUUCAAGAUGGUCCCGGCUGGCCCAAACCCAUUCCAGCACCGUGGUACGCCAAUGCUUUUGCUCAAGUCUCGGCACCAAGACCGCCAAACUUCAACGUCUCCGCCCCCGACCACCACUGGCUUGUGGCUUCACAAGCGCCCAUGACCGCCGAAGAGGUGAGCGAUACAAAAUCUACGACAUUUGCCUCGUCGCUGUACUCGGCGCAAUCCAUCGGCCGUCUCAGUGGGCUGGUGUGCGUGCAACAGGAGGUGAACAUGGACGAAUUGUAUCGCGAUCGAUGGCGCUCCUUAUUGUCGGUGGAUGAUCUUGUGGAGUCUCUCGUGAACACUCUGGCCGCCACCAAUCAACUCGAUCGCACAUACAUUCUGUAUACUUCGGACCACGGGUAUCGUUUCGGACAAUUUCGUAUGCCCAUGGGCAAAUGGGGAUUGUAUGAAAAUGACGUGCGCAUUCCGUUUGUGGCGCGUGGACCUGGCAUCCCAGCCAACGCCUCCCGCGCCUUCCUAUCCUCUAACGUGGAUGUCAUGCCGACUAUCCUUGGCCUGGCUGGCGUGCCCACACCGGCCAGCAUGGAUGGGCGUUCGGUGGUAGACAUGCUCGUCACCAACCGCACCGCCGCCUUGAAUGGCUCUGGUGCACCCGCGCCACGAGAGCAACAACUCAUUGAAUACAAUGGACUUGGUACGGUCGUGCGCUACAACCACACGGUGGAUGCCUACAACAACACCUUUCGAGGGUUGCGGGUUCGCAACGACACAGUCGAUCUCAUCUACGCUGAGUUUACCGACCUUACGGUCGACUACAAUUUUACCGGCACCCCAGAGUUUGUAGAGGUGUAUGAUCUGCGCCAGGACCCGUACCAAUUACAUAAUAUUGCGUCCAGCUUUCCGCUGGCACAGCUUCAAGAGCUGCAUGACGUGCUUGCUCGACUGUUUACGUGUCAGGGCUCGAGCUGCAACUAG
This is a messenger RNA of Monosiga brevicollis MX1, 1770 nucleotides long. RefSeq lists its product as uncharacterized. Lineage: Eukaryota; Choanoflagellata; Craspedida; Salpingoecidae. The transcript is spliced from 10 exons. Gene Ontology annotation, cellular component: extracellular region. Gene Ontology annotation, molecular function: protein binding; glycosaminoglycan binding; N-acetylglucosamine-6-sulfatase activity. The record is from RefSeq and is a predicted model, not a curated record. Gene Ontology annotation, biological process: proteolysis; glycosaminoglycan metabolic process. Bases 1 to 1770 code for a protein of 589 amino acids.